UGAUUUUAGAGGCCGCCAAUGGUGAGUUUCUCAAAUUUAAAUUUGAACUUGGAUCGUGUUAGUCUAGGCCUUUGGCUAAUUUCCCAAAGAUCAGUUAGUUCGUGGCUUUUACGCAGUGCGGAUGAUCACCAUGGUUUUUCUACAACUCUGGCUGAUGUUACUGCUGGCCUGUGCCGGCGUCUUCUCAUUCCCGAUGCUGUACAAGUUAAAUCCCGAAGAGAAAUACGAGGCAGACCUUGUGCCCGUCUCGUCAACAGUGAUUCCGCUAACUGUGCUAGAAGUUAGCUACGGAGCAGGUGGCAAGCCCAGCGAGGAGUACAAGGCGGCCUAUCUCCGCAAGCUGCGCAAGCAGGUGCUCCAACGGGCGGACAAGGGAAAGCAGAACGACGAGGACGACGAGGCACCCACGGUGUUAGGCCUGUCCGAUUCCCCGGCUCCGGUAGACGGCUUAAUUACAGUGAAAUCGCAGCAGCUGGAGAAGGCCAGAGUCAAGGCCGUCUGAAGUGGAGUAACAUGGUGCUGGUCUUCAAGCUGAUGUCAUGGCGUGGUUGUGCUUGGCAUAAACAACAACUAACCGAA
Molecule: messenger RNA, 579 nt
Organism: Drosophila eugracilis
Lineage: Eukaryota; Metazoa; Arthropoda; Insecta; Diptera; Drosophilidae
Exons: 3
Coding region: 122-502 (126 amino acids)
Source: RefSeq, a predicted model, not a curated record